GGGACCUUGCUCGCCGCUCUCCACCCGCGAACCGUCGCCAACGAACGCAUCUGCACAACCAACAUGAGCUGACCCGAGAUGGCGCCAUGGGCUCGUCUUUUCUGGACGCUAUACCUAAGUGUUGAGGACCGAAUCGUCCACUUCAUUCUGCGAAGUCCAUCAUUCCAUCGCGGAGUGCGUCGGAUCCACCGCACCGUCGAGAACCUCCGCUAUGGCCGCGAUCCAAACGAGCCGCUGAGACAGGGCGAGGCAACAGCCGAACCAAGCAGGUCGCAGAGUUUUCUGAAGCAUUUCAUCGAAGAGCUCCGGAACCAGGCCCGCGGCAAACCGACCGAUCUUCCGCCGAACCCGCCGAAGGAUUGACAGGGCAACUGCGCCGGGUCGUUCCACACACUCAAGUGAUACCAGGUGCUCUUGCCCGUGGCUACCGUUGACCAUGAGCGCGGCACUCGGCGCUGUGGCGCAGGUGUUGCCUAGGGGGUUUGGAGACUCGAGUGUAAUUUAGGCUGAUGUCGAGGGACAUCUCGCUCUCGUCCUUGGCAAGAUGUUGCCCGAGUCGCGAUAGCGGCCGUGGCCAUGAGUUAGAAUCUCCGGAUAGGCCCUUUUUGGCCGGCCCUGACAGAUGGGGUGCACUACCUGUGCCCGGAGAUCCAGGCCUGACCUACGGCAAGUCCGGCCGCACCCGUCGCUGAUAAAGCGAGACCGGCCGGGCAGGGAAUGCUGCGUGGGUUUCUGAUGUACUUAGUGGCUGACUCCCUUGGAAUUGAAUUCCCUCAACUCAACUGCAUGCUA
Thermothielavioides terrestris NRRL 8126 is the source of this 792-nucleotide messenger RNA. RefSeq lists its product as uncharacterized. The coding region runs from base 79 to 363 and encodes 94 amino acids. NCBI's taxonomy places the organism in Eukaryota, Fungi, Ascomycota, Sordariomycetes, Sordariales, Chaetomiaceae. The transcript is spliced from 4 exons. The record is from RefSeq and is a predicted model, not a curated record.